AUGUUUGAUCUACUGAUUGUAGCUUUUUGUGCACUUACAGUUGUGGCCUGUGGUUUGUUUAACUCAAUUGUCGAGGACCUAAGGACGCUCUAUGGGGCUGAAGGACCUUUGAGUGGAUCACAGGAUAUUUAUCUUAUAGCUGUGGAUUCUGUUAAUCCGGAAAUUGAUGAUGUACAAAACUUUUGGACGCCAGGCAGAGCCGUCGCCAUCACUUGUAUGGGUGUGGCCUUGUUGGCUGGCCUGGCAGUAGUUGCUUACCGAAAAUACCAGCAAGAAGGAAAGUACGUACGCGGAUUGGAAAAAGAUCUGGAAUCGCAUCGAACCGAGGUGGCCAGACUGAGAGAUCGUCUGGAAACUCAAGAAGAAGGACACGCAAAGACAGAGGAACACCUGGACAAGAUGACCCGAGACUUCCAAUUGUUGGAACACCAGCGAGGACGUUUGGAGGCUGAGAAAAAGAUGCUGGAAGAGGCUCUGGAAAAGAGUAAGCUCCAGGAAAGUGAAAUGGAACGUCUCUUGGAAGGUGCAACCGAGCAGAACGAGUUUCUGCAAAAUGAAAUUGUGGAGAAAGAUCUUUUGAUUGAACGGAACGCAAUCGAAAGAAAAGAAAUCGAAAGUUGUUUGGAAGAAGAAAAGAAAGCAAAAGACAGAGAAAUCGAGAUUUUGGAAAAUGAAUUGAGAAGUCUUUUCCAGAAGAUGGUGACGAAGGAGAGAGAGCUGGAAAGUGCUCUGAAGGAGGGAACCGACCUCACCUUGAGAUUAAAGGAAGCUGAAGCCACCAAUCAAGUGUUGGCUUCGGCGAACAAAUGCUUCAAGAUGGCCAAUGACCAACUGAAAGAAGCUCUGGAAGAGAAAGAGAAGGAGAGCGACCAUCUAAAGAAUUCGAAGGAAGCUUCAACACAAGAAAUAGCUGUUUUACGACAGAAGAAUGCCGAUCUCCAGAAGCAAAUCGAAAAUGAAGAGGAAAAGAACAAAAUUUUAAAUGAAGAAGUUCAGCAGAUGAGAAAUUGGGUUGCUGAACUAGGAGGUCAGAAUGCUAAGAAGGAAGAGGAAUUGGUCAAGAAAGAACUGGAAGUAAAAUCGAUGAAGAAUUCCCUAAAAGAGGCAGAAGAAAAAAAUAACAUUUUGAAUGAAGAAGUUCAGCAGAUGAGAGACUGGGUAGCUGAACUAGGAGGCCAGAAUGCCAUGAUGGAAGAGGAAUUGGCUAAUAACGAAAAGGAAAUAAAUUCAUUGAAGAAUUCUUUACAAAUGGAAGAAGAAGAGAACAAAAUCUUAAAUGGAGAAGUUCAGCAGAUGAGAAAUUGGGUAGCUGAACUAGGAGGUCAGGUUGCUAAGAAGGAGGAGGAAUUGGCAAAUAAAGAACUGGAAGUAAAAUCGAUGAAGAAUUCUUUAGAAAAGGGAGAAGAAGAGAACAAAAUCUUAAAAGGAGAAGUUCAGCAGAUGAGAGACUGGGUAGCUGAACUAGGAGGACAGAAUGCCAAGAUGGAAGAGGAAUUGGCUAAUAACGAAAAGGAAAUAAAUUUACUGAAGAAUUCUUUGCAAAUGGAAGAAGAAGAGAACAAAAUCUUAAAUGGAGAAGUUCAGCAGAUGAGGAACUGGGUAGCUGAACUUGGAGGCAAAAAGGCCAAGUUAGAAGAAGAGUUAGGUUAUAAAGAACAGGAAAUAGAUUCACUGAAAGCAGAUGUUCACCUGAUAAGAAACUGGGCAGCUGAAGUCGAAGGUGAAAAGGCUGAGAUGAAGAAUUGUUUAGAAAAUGAAGGAGUGAAAAACAGACUUCUGAAUGAAGAACUCGAAAAGAUGAAGAUGCGGUUGGCUCAAUUGGAAGCCAUGAAUUCAGAUAUUAAGGGUGAGGUGACCCGAAAAGAUAAAGAGAUUAUGUCAAUGGCUAAUGCUCUAGAAAACGAAAAGGAGAGGAAUAAAGAAUUAAGAAAAAAAUUGCUUAAGGAAAUUGAAAAACUUGAUUACAUUGUAUCAUUGACAUGAACCAUGGAUAAAUGAUUCAGAUAAGGUUGACAACAAAUGGUCACUAUCUUUUGCCAAAGUUGGAGAUAAAGUAAAACCUUCAA
Macrobrachium nipponense is the source of this 2066-nucleotide messenger RNA. RefSeq names its product myosin-2 heavy chain, non muscle-like. The record is from RefSeq and is a predicted model, not a curated record. The transcript has a single exon. The coding region runs from base 1 to 1983 and encodes 660 amino acids. NCBI's taxonomy places the organism in Eukaryota, Metazoa, Arthropoda, Malacostraca, Decapoda, Palaemonidae.